ACGUGGGGUGUAAUUCCAAGAAAAGCUCAAGGAAAGUAAUUCGAAAAGGUAAAAAUAAUGUUUGAUAAUUCAUUACGAGUGCCGCGAUUGUAUAAACUUGCUUCAAAAGUCGCAAAAGAAGUAAGUGAAGGUAGAGGCAGCAUUAAACAACUCGUGUACCAAUGUAAACAUCCCAACAUUAAAGCGUUGUACGCUUUGGUCGUACACACUUUUAAAAAGAGCGACGACAUCGAAAAAUUAUUUGCAAAAUCUAAACUCUUAGUUAAAGAACCUAAGUUAAACCCGUGGCUGGCGAAGGUUCUUGUCACUGAGUUGCUGUGGGGCAAGAUGCGCUUGCCUGAUAAAUCAAAACCUAUUAAAACGAUUUUGGCUUACAAGCAGAUUUUUAAAGCUCACUUGAGUGAUUUUGCUGAUGAUUUUGAAGAGGUAGUACAAGUGGAAAAACCCAGAUAUGUCCGGGUGAAUACCCUCAAAAGCAGCGUCAACGAAGUCAUCGAUGGUUUUAGGAACGAAGGCUGGGUCUUUAAACGUCACGCAGACUCUAAUGACUAUAUGAGUUUUUUGGAAAAUGUAACCAAUUUAGGUCCACAAGAAUUCAUGCUAGACAUGCAUAUUCCAUACUUAUUAAUCUUCCCUCCAAAAACAACGUUCUACAAACACCAAGCAUAUAAAAAUGGAACCAUUAUUUUACAAGACAAGGCGAGUUGUUUACCGGUCCAUAUCCUCAAUCCAGAACCAGGUACCACAGUUCUGGACAUGUGUGCAGCCCCUGGAAUGAAAACCACUCAAUGUGCCUCCCUUAUGGAAGACACUGGAAAAAUAUACGCCGUCGAAAUUGGUAGAAAAAGAUACGAAACCCUUAAGAAAAUUAUAGAAUCGUCUGGAGCGACAAAUGUUGAAGCUAUUAACGCAGACGUGUUGAAAAUAUCUGGAAGAGAUUACCCAGAAGUCGAAUACAUUUUAGUAGAUCCAAGUUGCUCUGGCUCAGGUAUCACCGAUCGAGUGGAAAUCGGACAACAAAGACAAGACCAAACUAAAGACCGCUUAGAGAAGUUAGCCAGUUUCCAGUUAAAAAUACUGUGGUAUGCUUUGACCAGAUUUCCGAAUGCGAAAAAAGUGGUAUAUUCCACUUGUUCAGUUUAUCCAGAGGAAAAUGAAGAUGUCGUGAGACAAGUAGUGGAGACUUGUAUGAAUUACAAAUUGGUAUCGGCGAAUCGGUUCGUCAAGAAUCAGUGGACGAAUUUUGGUUCUGCCGAGUUUGGGGAUAUAGGAAACUACUGUUUGUAUGCUAGACCAGACAUUGAUCUGACUAGUGGGUUCUUCGUUGCUGUUUUCGAAAGAGUGCGUGGUGGAGACAAGAACCCGUUUUUGAAUGAGACGUUGUUAACGCAACGGAUAGAGGGGUGGAGAAAUAACGAACUUGCGGGAAAAGCAACAAAGAAAAGGAGGAAUGAAAAUGUCGACCCGGCACCCGAAGAAACAGAAAAUGUCUAUGAAGAAAUUAAACGUGAAGAGGUUUCCGAAAAAAAGAUAAAAAAGGAAGAUGAAGUGUCAGACACGAAUGUUGUUUCUGAAGGAACGACCGAAAACGCUAGCAAGAAGAAGAAGAAGAAGAAAAAGAAAAAGAAGAGUGAACGUUCAGAUGACCAAAUUAUGUAUGAUGACAAUAAACUUCAGGACCAAAUUAACAACACUGAGGAAACUAAUGAACAGAAAAAAAGUGGUAAUGUAGUAAAGAAGACUAAGAAGAAACACGCGGAUGGAUCUCCUAAAAACGAAUUCAUAAAUACAGACAUUGUUAAAAAUGAAGAUGAUAAUCAUAAAAGGAAAACAAAGAAAAAAGAGAAAAAAGAUGUUGUUACUGAAUCCGGUAACGAAAAACAAAAAAAGAAAAAGAAGAAAAUAAAUGCUUGAGAAUUAGUAAUUCUUACUUUACUAAAACAGCUUAAAAUACAUG
Molecule: messenger RNA, 1957 nt
Organism: Zophobas morio
Lineage: Eukaryota; Metazoa; Arthropoda; Insecta; Coleoptera; Tenebrionidae
Gene: Nsun5
Product: 28S rRNA (cytosine-C(5))-methyltransferase
Exons: 5
Coding region: 58-1914 (618 amino acids)
Biological process (GO): rRNA base methylation
Cellular component (GO): nucleolus
Molecular function (GO): RNA methyltransferase activity
Source: RefSeq, a predicted model, not a curated record